CGGCGGCGGCCGGGGCGAGCGGCACCACCGGCACCGGUACCCGCACCGGUAGCAGCACGAUGCCAGUGAGCCUCUCCACGGCGCUGCGUGUCGUCGGGACCAGCCUCUUCGCGCUGGCGGUGCUGGGGGGCAUCCUGGCCGCCUAUGUCACCGGGUACCAGUUCAUCCACACGGAGAAGCAUUACCUCUCCUUUGGGCUCUACGGGGCCAUCCUGGGGCUGCACCUCUUCAUCCAGAGCCUUUUUGCUUUCCUGGAGCACCGACGCAUGAGGGCUGAGGGACAGCCGGUGCGGUUGGGCCGCUCCGUGGCCCUCUGCAUCGCCGCCUACCAGGAGGAUCCCGAUUACCUGAAGAAGUGCCUGCACUCUGUCAAGCGCAUCGCCUUCCCUGACCUCAAAGUGGUGAUGGUGGUGGACGGCAACGGCCCGGAUGACACCUACAUGCUGGACAUCUUCCACGAUGUGAUGGGCUCCGAGCGCGUGGGCAGCUACGUCUGGAGGAGUAACUUCCACGCACGGGGCGAGGGCGAAACAGAGGCUGGGCUGCAGGAAGGACUGGCCCACGUGCAGGCUCUGGUGCGCGGCACCACGUACUCCUGCAUCCUGCAGAAGUGGGGCGGGAAGCGCGAGGUGAUGUACACGGCCUUCCGGGCGCUCGGAGACUCCGUGGACUACAUCCAGGUGUGUGACUCAGACACGGUGCUGGACCCCGCCUGCACCGCCGAGAUGCUCCGCAUCCUGGAGGCCGACCCCCGUGUCGGUGGCGUCGGUGGCGAUGUCCAGAUCCUGAACAAGUACGACUCGUGGAUCUCCUUCCUGAGCAGCGUGCGGUACUGGAUGGCCUUCAAUGUGGAGCGUGCCUGCCAGUCCUACUUCGGCUGCGUGCAGUGCAUCAGCGGCCCGCUGGGCAUGUACCGCAACGCGCUGCUGCAGCAGUUCCUGGAGGACUGGUACCACCAGACCUUCCUGGGCACCAAGUGCAGCUUUGGGGACGACCGGCAUCUCACCAACCGCGUGCUCAGCCUGGGCUACCAGACCAAGUACACAGCACGCUCCCGCUGCCUGACGGAGACGCCGACACGCUACCUGCGCUGGCUCAACCAACAGACCCGCUGGAGCAAGUCCUACUUCCGUGAGUGGCUCUACAACGCGCUGUGGUUCCACAAGCACCACCUCUGGAUGACCUACGAGUCGGUGGUGACCGGCUUCUUCCCCUUCUUCCUCAUCGCCACCGUCAUCCAGCUCUUCUACCGCGGGCGCAUCUGGAACAUCCUCCUCUUCCUGCUGACGGUGCAGCUGGUGGGCAUCAUCAAGGCCACCUACGCCUGCUUCCUGCGCGGCAGCGCUGAGAUGAUCUUCGUCUCCCUCUACGCCCUGCUCUACAUGUCCAGCCUGCUGCCCGCCAAGAUGUUUGCCAUCGCCACCAUCAACAAGUCGGGCUGGGGCACGUCGGGCCGCCGCACCAUCGUGGUCAACUUUGUGGGGCUGCUGCCGGUGUCGGUGUGGGCGGCCGUGCUGCUGGGCGGCCUGGCCUACACAGCCUACAGCCAGGACCUGCUCAGCGACACCGAGGUUGCCUUCCUCGUCUCGGGUGCCGUCCUCUACGCCUGCUACUGGGUGGCCCUGCUGACGCUCUACUUGGCCAUGGUGGCGCGGCGCUGCGGGAAGCGGCAGGAGCAGUGCGGGUUGGUCUUUGCCGAGGUGUGAGGACGCCGUGGGUCCCCUCGCGGUUGGCGCUGACCCACCGGUGGCCACCCGGCUGCUGCUCCCUGCGUGCGGCAGCGCUGAGCGCACCCCAAGGUCAGCAUUUGUGAUCAAGUCUUGCUUUUUUUUUUUUUUAAUUGCGGUUGUUUUCUUUUUUUUCCUUUUUAAUUAUUUUUAAUUUUUUUUGUUGUUGUUUUCUGUAAAACUCAGCCCCAAGGGUGCUAGCGGCCGCGCCGGGGCUGUCUGGAGCUGUGCUUGGCACAGCCUUGGUGCUGCAGGGUCCUUCCUUGUGCCACGCUGAGCAUUUCGCUGCCUUGGUGCGAGGGCACAGCGGGAGCUCCGCUGGUUGGGCUCCCCCUGCCCUGCUGGGCCCCAUCCUUUGGUGCUUUCCUGGGACCCCCGAUGUUCCCCCCGUGGCACUGUGGAGGAUGGACCCCACGUGUCCAGCCAGGUGCUGAGCUGUGAUGCUCAAUGCUGCUGGAGUUGCUGCGCCCCAGGAUUUUUUCCCCACCAUCCCUGUGCAGCCCCUGCAUGGGCGGGAGCCGGCUGCAGGCUCAGCCCCCUCUCUGCCAUGAUUUAGGGACAGAAAUCGGAUUUCAUCCCAACGUUGGCACCACGUCGCUCAGGUGCUGUGCCAAUGCCAGGCACCGCUGGCUGGUGCUGCCAGCUGGGCCCACCCACGGGGGCUCAGCAUCCCCUGCUCUGUCUCCAUGGAGCUCUGAAUGUCCCCAAGAGCCACCCACCCCCAUCCCCAUGGCUGUGUAUGUGCAGGCAUGUACCCACAGCUCCCUCCAACUCCAUUCUGGGGAUCUGGCUGCCCCAGGAGGGCAGCUCCUCUGUUGUGCUUUGCCAAAGAGCAUAUGGAGGGGGCACUGGCACCCCAUUUUUGUGCCCGCAGCCUGGGCAGAAGCAGAAAAACCCGGGCCGUGGGUCAGCUGGAGCAUGGGUUGCUGAUGGUCCGGCCAGCCCACGGCACCAUAAAGAAGCCAACCUCGUCCCGGCUUCCUGCCAGCUGCCUUCUCCACCGCCCCUCCUCUGCCCCCUAGCUCUGGAAGCGAGGAGGGAACCUGGCAUCCGUCUAGACAGC
Molecule: messenger RNA, 2790 nt
Organism: Tympanuchus pallidicinctus (lesser prairie-chicken)
Lineage: Eukaryota; Metazoa; Chordata; Aves; Galliformes; Phasianidae
Gene: HAS3
Product: hyaluronan synthase 3
Exons: 4
Coding region: 60-1706 (548 amino acids)
Biological process (GO): extracellular matrix assembly; hyaluronan biosynthetic process
Molecular function (GO): hyaluronan synthase activity
Source: RefSeq, a predicted model, not a curated record